UUUCUCUCUGCCUCUCUGUGCUUGCAGUUGUGGCAAUGGCAGCCUUGCAGUCUUCACUUGCAUUCUUCUCUCCAGUCUCCCACUGUCUCCAGCAAUCAUACACACUCUCUGGGUUGUUACCCUGCGUGGCUCAUAGAAGUGCAAAAUCAACAUUCAAUGGCCAGUCUUUGCGCAUUUCUCGGCCCCAAUGGGCACCACUGAGACAGUCUAUUCAAGCUUCUAGGUCCAUCAGAAUGAUGGCGACAACAAGAAUUCAAUUUAUCCAGGGAACUGAUGAGCAGACAAUACCAGAUGUGCGGCUUACCAAAUCGAAAGAUGGUACCAAUGGCAUGGCUAUAUUCAGGUUUGAGCAGCCUUCUGUCUUCGACUCGUCUGGCGAAGUUGGUGAUAUCACUGGCUUUUACAUGAUUGAUGAAGAAGGGGUCCUUUCAUCUGUUGAUGUUAACGCAAAAUUUGUCAACGGGAAGCCUGCAGGGGUUGAAGCAAAGUACAUAAUGCGGACGCCAAGAGAAUGGGACAGAUUCAUGAGAUUCAUGGAGCGCUAUGCUAAUGACAACGGCUUGAGUUUCAUCAAAAGUUGAGGCAAUGGAAUCAAUAAUCUGAUACUGGCUCUUCCAUGGCAUCUUACCAAUGGUUGCCUUCUUUGAAGUCAAUGAACCUCGAGAAUCGUAGUCCACCAAUGUAGCUUAAUGUAAGUACACCAUGUUCCUUCUAAUUCAACCAAUUUUUCUGUUAUUAAGAUUCAUGCUUUCAAGUUAAAGAGGUGAGAUAUUAUAUAUUUCGAAGCCUUCAUUCUUUUGAUUACUCUACUGUAAUUUGAAGAAAUGAUACAAUGAUGGCUACAGAUUAAACAAGUUAUUCAAUGUCUGUUAUCAUC
This is a messenger RNA of Argentina anserina (silverweed cinquefoil), 877 nucleotides long. RefSeq names its product photosystem II reaction center Psb28 protein. Gene Ontology annotation, cellular component: chloroplast thylakoid membrane; photosystem II; photosystem II oxygen evolving complex. NCBI's taxonomy places the organism in Eukaryota, Viridiplantae, Streptophyta, Magnoliopsida, Rosales, Rosaceae. Bases 36 to 581 code for a protein of 181 amino acids. The transcript has 2 exons. The record is from RefSeq and is a predicted model, not a curated record. Gene Ontology annotation, biological process: photosynthesis.